This is a messenger RNA of Aspergillus vadensis CBS 113365, 823 nucleotides long. RefSeq lists its product as uncharacterized. The coding region runs from base 146 to 676 and encodes 176 amino acids. The record is from RefSeq and is a predicted model, not a curated record. Lineage: Eukaryota; Fungi; Ascomycota; Eurotiomycetes; Eurotiales; Aspergillaceae. The transcript has a single exon.
ACGAGGAAGAGAGAGGAAACAAAGUGAUUGCCUGGAGGAGCCGAGUUAAAGGCACAUUGCAAAGAAAUUGCGUUAUUGCCAUGGAGCCGCACGACCUUCCGAACAGCCAGCCUCGUUGGGGAGGGGGGGUUGUUCAGGAUGUCGCAUGCAUGCAGUGGAGACACUCGAAGACGUAACCCAGACUUGCACUUGCCGUGAACCACGGCUUUCCCGAUUCUGCAGGAAUCUGAUCCACCGUGAUUUGACAGUUAAACUUCCGCGGGUAUCAAUCUAUCCCUUCCUUGAGGUCAUCCAGAACAAAGCUGCAAGUUCAAGUGUCACAAUGCCGGGCAACACCGGCAGGAGAACAUCAGGCACUGCCUUGAUUAAGCAUGAUUGUGGCAUUGCUCGUGAUAAGAGUGAUACAUGGCAGUGUAAUUUUGCAUUGGAAGGGGAUUCCUCCGUCGAUUCCAGGAAUGCCCAGCCUUUCCACUUCCUGUUUAAGGUCCGCCUGUGUAACCCUGCCGGUCCCCGGGUGACUUCUGGUUGGCCCGUCACCCUCGUCGGAGAUCCAACGUUACACUGGCUUAUCGAACGGAUGCGACGGGCUGCUCAUCCACUCUAUUACUUACUACUUAUUUACUUGUUCUUACUCGCCAUUGUUUCUGGAUUGGGAUACCUUGCUAUGAUUAAUUAGUUAAAGUUGGCUGCUUAAGCUUCAAAGGAGCUCAAGAACGUUCUCAACAUGACAUAAACCGCUCUCAACAAGACGAGGCAUUUUACACCCCCGAAUCCAUCUCAGGUCGCCAUUGCAUACCGCUCGUCAUCAGUAAUGUGCUCAGAG